UUAAUAUCUCUCACAAUAUUUCCCCCUUUCAUCUCUCUGUAAGAGAUUUACAAGAUUCUCUUUUACUUUUUAAUCUUGAUUCUGUACAAUCAAUCCUUCCUACAUUUCUUGUUGAUCCUUAAUUCUCCACUUCUUGAUUCUUUCUACUGAAUAUCUCUCAAGAAUUAAAAAUGGCGGAUGAUAAUAACACAGUAUCCAAUAUACUUCUAAGAGAAAUAAUCUACUAUUUACCAGCAAAAUCAGUCAUUCGUUUCAAAUCUGUCUCAACUUACUGGAAUUCAAUCAUCUCCGAACCAGACUUUAUUCGUUCCUACAUUACUCGGAAUCCACACCCAUCAUGGUUCGUUUUUGAACGAACACUAAAUUUAUCGUCAAAUGGCCGGUUUCCGAUCGAGUUUAUCUUCAAAAGACCCCCAAAUCUUUCAACACUUUCUAUUGAUUUCCAUGGGUUCGAUCCUUAUCCCUUUUUGGGUCACCCCGUAUUGGUAGCCUCUAGUGGUGAGUUAUUACUCGUUGGCCCAAAAAUAUCAGACAUGUCGCAAUGGGCACUAUCUGGAUACAAUUUCUUUGUAAUCAAUGCUAUAACUAAAGAGUGGGUCGCACUUCCAAAACCCGGAUUUGUUUUCGAUCAUUCAAAUCUUGGGUUAAUCACCCAAAUCGACAGAAAUAAUAUGGUUUUCAGAGAAUUUAACGUUGUGGCAUAUCUACCAAGUAUUACGGCUAAUCGGGCUAUAUUGUUGUGUUUUUCGUCGGAAACAGCGAAAUGGGAAAUGAAAUUGACUAAUUACAUGCUUGGAGAUCAUAUUUGGGGAUUGUCAGGUAGAGGAAAUUUCGAAUUUAACGGGAAAUUGAUUUGGUAUGAUUUAAAUGUUGGGUUGAUAAUAUGGGAUGAUCCAUUUAGUACUGAAAAAAUUGUUGAAUGCCGUUUAAUCAGGCUUCCAUUACAACAUGUCAGAUCCAAUGAGCAUAGAAAAGAUGAUGAACGGCUUAUAAACAAUGGUGGUGGACUUAUUCAUUAUUUACGGAUUAGUGAAGAUUCCAUUGUGAGUCUAUGGAGGUUGCAUAAUUUAGAAGAAGAAAAUUGGAACUAUCUGUAUUCUUGGGAUUUGAGCCUGGUAUAUCCCUAUUUUGGGAAAGUAAUGCCUGUUUUAUUCCAUCCUUUUAAAUAUGAAGUCGCCAUUUUUAGAAGAGGUAACACCUUGAUUUCUCUGGAGUUGAGAACAGCAAAAUUAAAGAGUAUUGCAACGAUCCUUUCACAUAUAAGCAUGCAUUUUGUUCCAGUUGUGCUCCCGAGUUGGCCCAGGUUCUUUACUCCGAUCAUGCAUGCAAGAUUCUUGAAAGAACAUGGUAAUCAAUGUUUUGGAGAAAGCAAAUAUGAUGAAGCAAUAUAUUUCUAUACACGAAGCAUUGAAUUCACAGAAAAUGUGCAAGUGUACAUGUUGAGGGGUAAAACAUAUAAUAAACUCCAUAAAAGCCAUGAAGCAAAGGAAGAUUUUUUGAAGGCCAUAGAGAUUGAUAGUUAUAUUUACCAAACAUAUCGGACUGAAGAGGUAGAAAGACUCAACAAUCAACAUUUGUCCCUUUGAAUUUGUACUAUUUGGUGUAAAUGUUAGUUGUUUGUUAUUAAAAAAUGUAGCUAGUUUCCACUUCACAUGCUUGCAUUGUUGCUUUUAUGAGUAAUAAGUUUUCUUAAUUCUACCAGAGUACUCUUGAAAUUUCAUAUCGAAGGUUACGUUUAAAACGUAUAU
Amaranthus tricolor (Joseph's coat) is the source of this 1748-nucleotide messenger RNA. Its product is annotated as F-box protein At1g49990-like. Gene Ontology annotation, molecular function: protein binding. Bases 171 to 1586 code for a protein of 471 amino acids. NCBI's taxonomy places the organism in Eukaryota, Viridiplantae, Streptophyta, Magnoliopsida, Caryophyllales, Amaranthaceae. The record is from RefSeq and is a predicted model, not a curated record. The transcript is spliced from 2 exons.